Messenger RNA from Onthophagus taurus, 1209 nucleotides. RefSeq names its product putative 3-hydroxyacyl-CoA dehydrogenase B0272.3. Gene Ontology annotation, biological process: fatty acid beta-oxidation. Gene Ontology annotation, molecular function: NAD+ binding; (3S)-3-hydroxyacyl-CoA dehydrogenase (NAD+) activity. The record is from RefSeq and is a predicted model, not a curated record. NCBI's taxonomy places the organism in Eukaryota, Metazoa, Arthropoda, Insecta, Coleoptera, Scarabaeidae. Gene Ontology annotation, cellular component: mitochondrion.
AAAUGGAGUCUUACAAUUAAUCCUUGUAAACAUUUUUUGUUAUAAAUAUUUAUCCACAAUCUUUAUAAUCCAUAAAUUGCGUAAAUCUAACACUGUAUAAGAUUAAAGUAUUAACCUUUACAACAAAUUUUUUUAUCAGAUUUUUAUUAUCUCAUAAAGUGUAUUUUGUACUUUGACCCUAAACCGGGUGGCCAAAUACAGCUACAAUUCGUCUUCCACAUCAUUUUCGUUGCAAAUUCUCCAUUAAACCAUGUCUUUUUCCGUUUUAAAACGUUCGUUUUCAACGACCGUUGGUAAAAAUGCCAUAAAAAAUGUUGUCGUGAUCGGAGGGGGUUUGAUGGGCUCAGGAAUAGCUCAGGUAACCGCCCAAGCAGGCCAAAAUGUAACUUUAGUUGAAGUUAACGGAGAUAUCCUCAAAAAAGCUGAAUCAAACAUUGGAGUUAGUUUGGGGAGAGUUGCUAAGAAGCUUUUUAAAGAUAAACCGGCUUCGGAAGCUGAAAAAUUCGUAAAUGACACCAAAAGUCGUAUUAAAGGCACCACCGAUGUUAAAUCGGCUGUAACUGAUGCUGAUUUAAUCGUUGAAGCAAUCAUUGAAAACAUCGAUAUCAAACAUAAACUGUUUAAAACUUUGGAUGAAACCGCUCCAGCAAAAACUUUAUUUGCUUCAAACACUUCUUCGUUAUCAAUCGGUGAAAUCGCUUCUGUUACUAACCGAAAGGACCGAUUCGGAGGAUUGCAUUUCUUCAACCCCGUUCCGAUGAUGCGUCUUUUGGAGGUGAUUAGAAUCCCGGAAACGAGCGAUGAAACUUAUAAAAGCUUCAUGGAAUGGGGAAAAGCCAUCGGAAAAACUUGCGUCACAUGCAAAGAUACCCCCGGGUUCAUCGUUAACCGCUUAUUAGUUCCGUACAUGGCCGAAGCAGUUCGAUUAUACGAAAGAGGUGAUGCUAGUUUUGAAGAUAUCGAUAUUGCAAUGAAAUUGGGGGCUGGAUACCCAAUGGGGCCUUUUGAACUUCAAGAUUAUACUGGUUUAGAUUUAGGCGUUCAUAUAAUGGAUGGUUGGGAGAAAAAGUUCCCGAACGACCCUCUCUUUAAGACAUCAGAAACAAUGAAAAAACUGGUUAAGGAAGGAAAAUUCGGAAGAAAAUCCGGCGAAGGUUUUUAUAAAUACACAAAAUGAAGUGGAUUUAAUAAAUUCUUAUUAAGUUUUUA